This is a messenger RNA of Penicillium daleae, 1008 nucleotides long. RefSeq names its product mitochondrial 54S ribosomal protein mL67. Gene Ontology annotation, cellular component: nucleus; mitochondrial large ribosomal subunit. Gene Ontology annotation, biological process: DNA recombination; positive regulation of mitochondrial DNA replication. The transcript is spliced from 2 exons. Lineage: Eukaryota; Fungi; Ascomycota; Eurotiomycetes; Eurotiales; Aspergillaceae. The coding region runs from base 1 to 1008 and encodes 335 amino acids. Gene Ontology annotation, molecular function: structural constituent of ribosome; single-stranded DNA binding; DNA strand exchange activity. The record is from RefSeq and is a predicted model, not a curated record.
AUGGCCUCAGCCAGCACGGCGUCCAAGCCGAUCCAGAAGAUCCUGGACUCAACCCGAGUCGCCUCGUUGAAGAAAUUCGUACGACACCCGCCCAUUGACUCGACAAAGCCGAUUCAAGGAAAGAUCCGAGAGGCGGGCUCGAAUGCAUGGAAGGAACACUUGCAGCGUGAGAGCGUGCGGUUGCAGAAGGCGCUGAAUUCGAUCUCGCAUGGAAAGCACAUCUUCGUCUACCACAAUGUUCAGACGAAGCAGGUUGUAUACUCUUUGACUCGGUAUCUGGAGGAGAACAACGUUCUGCGCCAAAUGGUCUACCACGGCAAGAAGACUGUCCCCGCCGAGCUACGCCGGGAUAUGUGGACUCCAUACUACUCCGUCCACUUCGGUGAUGCUCGCCUUGGCCUCCGCGCCUACCAAUUGCUCCGCGAAUUCUCGAUGCGACGACAAUUUUCUCCUCCUCCCGAGAUGAUCACAGUCACCGAAGAAUUCCUGGCCUCCAGACGACCCAAGGACCCCUCCGCUGCGGAGGAGUUCGACAGGCUGAAUAAAAAGAGGAUUGGCUGCCCAAUGGAGAAGAGGGAGCGCGCGCGAGUCCUCAUGGACCAGAAGGCUACCUCGGUUGCCGAUAUCGCUGCAGUUCUGGAGAUCCAGGAGAAGGAGAUUGAAAACGGCAUUUUGGACAAGGAGCAAUGGCGCCAGAAGCACUACCGCAGCCAGAAAAGGCGUCAGCGGGCGGCUAUCGCGCAGGAGGCCGAGCGGGAUGAGCAGAACCAGGCCCGCAUUCAGGCGCUCGAAGAGCAGCUGAGCGAGCGUGAAGGUGUUGAGGUGAAGAUUGGCGAGAUUGGUGACUAUCCGGAUACCCCGGGGGAUGUUAAGAUUCUCUGGCGCGAUGUGCACGAUGCCAACUAUGCCGCAUCGUGGCCUGACAAGGUCCAGCAUGGCGAGCUGGAGGUGAAGCGUGACAACAUCAUUGGCGGCGAGCGCCCUCAUGGGAUCUCCCUGGAGGUCUAA